AUGCAACACGACGGAACCUCGUCGGCACCGACUGGACCUCGUCUGCAGUCGAGCUUUCUGCGGCAGAUGAACGGCCAGAUGAACGGCCAGAUGAACGGCGCUCACCAUGGCUUCUCCCAUGGAGCCUUCGCUACGAACCAGCCAGGCUAUGCCGACAGGCACCCUGAGAGGUCCAACAACAUGUCCAUCAACACUGGCAGGCUGAACCCUAGCAACCAGAAUGGCGCUGACAUGCAGACUCCUGGCACUGGAUACGACAUGAACUUCACCCCUCUGCUGCCUUCUCAGCUUCUUCUGGGCAGCCCUUUCCAACCCGGUUCUCCCUCAGCUUUCGCCUCACCCCAGUUCCAGAGCUUUGGCAAUUUCGCUGCUCAGAACCAAGCGCAGCAGAACAACCAGUCUAACCACAUGGGUAGCCCCUUGCAGCAGCCCCUUUCACCCCAGUUGUACCAGAGUCUCGUUUCGCCCACAAGCAUGAACGGGCCUGGUUUCUUUGCUGGUCCUCAGUCGCCUACUGGAGCUUUCGGUGGCUUUGGAGCUCAGGGUCUUGGUGGAUUUGGUUCUUCCAUGCCCAUUGCCCCAGGUCUGGUCUCUGGCACCAGCAGGACCGUCUACCUUGGCAACAUCCCCCCGGAGACAUCUGCCGAGGAAAUCCUUGGCCACGUAAGAAGUGGUCAAAUCGAGUCCGUCAGGCUCUUGCCAGACAAGAACUGCGCCUUCAUUUCCUUCCUCGACAGCAGCUCUGCCACCCACUUCCAUUCGGACGCCAUUUUGAAAAAGCUGUCGAUCCGCGGUCAGGACAUCAAGAUCGGGUGGGGCAAACCCUCGCAGGUGCCCACAUCAGUGGCCCUUGCCGUCCAACAGUCAGGGGCUUCCCGAAAUGUUUACCUUGGCAAUCUACCUGAGGAUGUCUCUGAAGACGAGCUGCGCGAGGACCUCAGCAAAUUCGGCCCCAUCGACACUGUCAAGAUUGUCCGCGAGAAAGCCAUUGGCUUUGUUCACUUCCUGUCGAUUGGCAACGCCAUCAAGGCUGUUGCCCAACUUCCCCAGGAACCCAAGUGGCAGGCUCCCCGCCGUGUCUACUACGGCAAGGACCGAUGCGCUUACGUCUCCAAGACUCAGCAGCAGAACGCUGCGCAGUACCUCGGCAUUGCUCCUGGCUACGCUCACGUUCUGAACGGUGCCGAUCGUGAUAUGAUCUCCAACGCUCUCGCUCAGCAAUCUGUGGCAGCUGCAGCUGUCGCGACAUCUGCUGGUGGUGUCAACAACUUGGGCAACCGUACUGUUUACUUGGGAAACAUCCAUCCCGAGACAACCAUUGAGGAAAUUUGCAACGUUGUCCGUGGUGGUCUCCUUCAUCACAUCAGGUAUAUCCCUGACAAGCACAUCUGCUUCGUAACCUUCAUCGACCCUACCUCUGCCGCAUCCUUCUAUGCGCUCAGCAACCUUCAGGGCUUGAUGAUCCACAACCGCCGUCUCAAGAUUGGUUGGGGUAAGCACUCUGGCGCUCUGCCGCCUGCGAUUGCACUGGCCGUCAGCGGAGGAGCAUCGCGUAACGUGUACAUUGGUAACCUUGACGAAUCUUGGACUGAGGACCGUCUCAGGCAGGACUUCUCGGAGUACGGUGAAAUCGAGCUAGUCAACACCCUCCGCGAGAAGAGCUGCGCUUUUGUCAACUUCACCAACAUCGCCAACGCUAUCAAGGCUAUCGAAGCCAUCCGAGGGCGCGAGGAGUACAAGCGUUUCAAGGUUAACUUUGGCAAGGACCGCUGCGGCAACCCACCUCGUCAGAUGAACAACAAUCAGUCUCAGGCCCAGCAAGCUGGUAGUGAUGGAUUGCAAUCACCGUCGCCUAUCAGCGGUCUGCAGCCUAACCGCGGUGUUGGUCCGUCGGUUUCACCAACUGGCUCUGGCGCCCCCGGCUCGGGAGGCAGUACCAACGGCCAGUUUCCUUCGGUCCAGGCACCUGCCCCGGCCAACAUCUUGAACACUGGCAACAACAACCCGUUGAUGAUGUACCUCCAGGCCCAGCAACAGCAACAACAGCAGGCCGAGGUUGGUCUUCAGCAGCAGCAACAGCACAACCAGCAGCAGCAGCAGCAGCAGCAACAGACUUAUCAGUCUCCCCAAGCUGCUUUCUAUGGCGCUGAUCUGAAUUCAACCUCGCAGCCCCACCACUCGCACGCAUCGCACAACAGCACCUCGAGCUUCAGCCUCAUGAACAGUACACCUAACGGCAACAACUCUGGUGCUACCACCGUUGGCGGUCUGCUUGCUCCCUCCAAUCUCAAUGCUCGUGCCCAGCAUUCUCGUGCUGUCAGCCUCCCCGUUUUCACCCAAGGUCCUUUCAACCAACCCCUCACGAGCCAAGCAACCCAGCAAGGCUCAUUCGGUAGCUUGAGCUCCGGCAUUGGUGGUUUCGGCAGCGGCAACGGUGGGUACGGCCUUGCCAUCCAGGGCGACGGUGGUCUGAACGGGUGGGCUGAAGAGGAAGUUGGUGCCCAGUGA
This is a messenger RNA of Ascochyta rabiei, 2508 nucleotides long. RefSeq lists its product as uncharacterized. Gene Ontology annotation, biological process: mRNA splicing, via spliceosome. Gene Ontology annotation, cellular component: cytoplasmic stress granule. Lineage: Eukaryota; Fungi; Ascomycota; Dothideomycetes; Pleosporales; Didymellaceae. Gene Ontology annotation, molecular function: mRNA binding. The transcript has a single exon. Bases 1 to 2508 code for a protein of 835 amino acids. The record is from RefSeq and is a predicted model, not a curated record.